Messenger RNA from Lasiosphaeria miniovina, 1321 nucleotides. RefSeq lists its product as uncharacterized. The coding region runs from base 281 to 1024 and encodes 247 amino acids. The record is from RefSeq and is a predicted model, not a curated record. Lineage: Eukaryota; Fungi; Ascomycota; Sordariomycetes; Sordariales; Lasiosphaeriaceae. The transcript has 2 exons.
CCUCACCUGGCAUCAAUCAAUCAACCCUUGCUUUCCACCACAACAAAGCCCCAAGCAGGUCUGGUCGUGCCCCACCUGGUCCCUUUGUUGAAUCAUCAGGUUUGGCAAACCCACCCCGACCUCGGCAACGUUUUGGCUUCGCAACGCGGCGGCGCCACUAACCCUAACUCAAGUUCUGCUAUGCACGUCAAUCCUGCCCCCAAUCCAAAACCCAGUCUUCCUUUCUCUCCCGCACCCUGCCACCAAUCAUCACCAGCGCCAACUACCAACCACCAACGGCAUGAGCGGCCUUGGAGAUGGCGCAACUCAGCUUCUUGCACAUCUGGAAGCUUCCGCGAUCCUUCUUAUUGAAUGGGAGACGAGCCUGCAGAUACGUUUAGGUUACCCCCUUGCACCAAAUGGAAGCCGAUUUUUCCUUGUCCCUGACGGCCAACUGCAGAAAGUCCAAGACAUCGCCGCCGAACUGGGCUUCUCUCCAGUCCAUGAGGAUAUUCUGCGCUCCAUCUACACAUGCGAGCUGUCGGGCCUGGCAGUUCGCUACCUAAUCGAUGACGCAACCUCUGACCAGGGCCCGCCGCGGCGUAGGCUCGUUUUCCUGCCCAUGUCCUGGGCGGGGAUUACGUUGGACGAGGCCAUUCCGAUUCAGGUUGACGACGGCCUUCAGCCCGCACUCCCUCCUUCUACCCGAACGGUGCCACUCCCAGCCGCCUGCGCUGCGUUUGCACGUAUUGCCGCUCGCGAGAAACGCACAAGUCGAGUUCACCGUGGUAUUCUCGAGCAACUUUCGAGCGUCAUUGGGGAGAGCCUCUUCGAUAUGAGCUAUGAGGGGGAUUAUAUGGAAAUCUUGGCGAAUGACCAGCCGCUGUCCGAGGGUGAAAAUCUAGAGAUCGAGCAGGCUGUAAAGGUAAUCAAGAGUUGGCCAUUUAGGGAAGAUGAAGAGUGGAUCAAGGAUAUAUUGGUUGAUAUUUAUACGAGCAAGAAAACCUUUCUCGACUUCCCCUGGGAGAGAAGGGUAAAUUUAUAGCUUACCUUUAAUAUAUUGCAGUGUAGUCCGUGAGUAUUAGCAAGAGUUAAAGCUAAAGGGCUUAAUGUAUCUACGGCGUAGUAUUGGAUGGUAGGAUAAAGAUUUACGGGGCCUGUCCCCCAAGUAGCUGAUAUUGAAGGAGGAUUACGUACAACCCUUGAUACUGCGAAGGAGAAGAAAGAAAAUAACCGCACAAGUAAUGUUUAGAGACGGGGGGCUCGACUAAGGUCACUCUGGGGUAUGUGGUAUGGGAGGCUGAUGAAGUAGCAGGCAGCCUUUACACCCGUUAGUUACGGA